CGGCGCCGGGCCCUCCCUCCCGCCCCCCCUUUCUCCUCCCUCCUUCCUUCCUUCCCUUCCUCCCUCUCUCCCUCCCUCCCAGCUCCUGCACCAGGAAACGGCCUGGAUCCUGGCAGCGGCCUGACCCGGCUCCACGCUGGCCAGGAGGAUGAAAGGCCCCAGCUGGGGGCUCCUUGCCACCAGCGCUGGGUCCUAAGAGCUGCCAUCCAGGCUGGCCGCCCGGAUGGCGACCCCAGCCUCAGCCCCAGACACACGGGCUCUAGUGGCAGACUUUGUAGGCUAUAAGCUGAGGCAGAAGGGUUAUGUUUGUGGAGCUGGCCCUGGGGAGGGCCCAGCAGCUGACCCACUGCACCAAGCCAUGCGGGCAGCUGGAGAUGAGUUUGAGACCCGCUUCCGGCGCACCUUCUCUGAUUUGGCAGCCCAGCUGCAUGUGACCCCAGGCUCAGCCCAGCAACGCUUCACCCAGGUCUCUGAUGAACUCUUCCAAGGGGGCCCCAACUGGGGCCGCCUUGUGGCCUUCUUUGUCUUUGGAGCUGCACUGUGUGCUGAGAGUGUCAACAAAGAAAUGGAGCCACUUGUGGGACAAGUGCAAGAGUGGAUGGUGGCCUACCUGGAGACACGGCUGGCCGACUGGAUCCACAGCAGUGGGGGCUGGGCGGAGUUCACAGCUCUAUACGGGGACGGGGCCCUGGAGGAGGCGCGGCGUCUGCGGGAGGGGAACUGGGCCUCAGUGAGGACAGUGCUGACAGGGGCCGUGGCACUGGGGGCCCUGGUAACUGUAGGGGCCUUUUUUGCUAGCAAGUGAGAAAGUCCAGGGACAGGUGGGGCUAGGUGUGGCUGGGGGACAGGAGAGCAGGAACAGAACAAGAGAAAUGCCCUUGGAAGAAGUGGGGUGAAUGGAUGAGCAUGGAACGGGGAUGGGAAGGGGCAGGGUGCUGUGUGAAGGAGCUGUGUGUGCCAGGCAGGCAGUUGGAAGGAUGAGCUGGAGACAUUAGGGAAUGUAUUGGAAAGUAUUUGGGGGCCAGGAGAUGAAGUCAUUCCAGGGUUGGGAGGAGGUGGGAGAGAUCAUGUCUAUAGGUGUAGGCACACAAAACUAUACCUAGAGCCUAAUUUGUAGCCCUGAGGGAGGUUGACUUGCAUAAGGGAUUGUGUCUCCCUUGGAUGAGUGAGAUUUGGGGAAAACAUAGAAGGUACAACCCCUUGAAAUGGAAGCUUGAGGUUCUCGGGUGAUAGGGAGAGGUGGCUGUGAUGGUGGGCUGCUUGGACACGUGUGUGCAUGUGCACGCAUGCUCGUGUGCAUGCUGGGCUGCUUGUCUAACCUGCUGGUGGCCGUAUUCAAGGAGAAAACUUCCCCUGUUGGACUGGCAAGAACAAGGGCCAGUUCUCUGUCCCUCCUCCCAACCCUCUCCUCCCCCCUCUCCUUGUCCCCAUGCCUCAAGGCUGUGGGAGAAACACUGUAUCCAGAAGAGGGCUUUGGGCACUUUCCGGCAGAAAGUCAUUAUCAUUAGCAGGGCUUUGGAGAGAAGAGAAGUUCUGUGGCUGGCCUUGUUGCUUCACCAACCCCAUUCCUUGUGCAUCAUACUUGCUGCUGCCUCCUGGGCUCUGAACAAAAACAGGGCUGCGGAGCCUGCAGCGGGUGGGUGGGGGGAGGGGCUGGACCUACCUGCCACCCUCCUCUCCCACUGGGGCACACUGGUGCCUAAAGUGUUCCCUGUCUCUGGGACCUUCUGUACCCAAACUUAAACUCUAAAUUGGGACUCUGAUUUUCCUUUGGAGUAUGUGGAGGUAAAUGUUGAUCUAGAGUACAGUCUGGGUCCUGCACUGUGUCUCAGUGAGACUGCUGAUGCCUUGAGAGGAACAUUCCAGCUCUGAACCCCAUGGGUGUGAGGGUGACCUGUACUCCGUGACUGGCCUAUUCCAUGUAGUGGGCUUUGGUGCUGCUUUGUCGAGGGCCAGGUGUAUGGGUUCUAGAGUACCUACCAUGACCUAGAAGCAUUUAUAUUUUCUUUGAAGCCACGCUGUUUGCAUGGGUGUUACUUGUCUGUACCUCAGAGUCUGAGGACAUUAACUUUAGAGCUCGCAGUCCUCUAGAACAGAUUCAGAUUAUAGCUUUUUCUUUUGAGAGAGAAAUGAUUUCACUCCAGAUGCAUGUCCUGAGCCAGACCUCACUGCUGCACUUCCCAAGGUCCUCAAGUUGCUGCUCUCCAAUGCUGACUUCAGACACAGUGCUCUAGAACCCUGCCCUUGAUCCUGAGCACUGAUCAGCUUAGCUAGACCAUGGUUGACUCUUCUUGGAGAUUUUCAUUUGGUCCCAGAAUGUGGCAACAUAGUUGUACUCACAAGAAUGUGGGACCAAAAUUGGCCUCAGGUGUUUAGCCCAGACUUUGGCUUUUGAGAGAGGGCUGCACUUUUUAAUGGUAUUUACAGGGGAGGUGGUAGACUGCAUGUGCCCCUUGGUCUGUUUUGAGUAUGCUGAUACCAGAAACUCAGAGCUGGUCUGUGGCAAGAAGUUGGGGGUGGGGGUCUCUGACUCGCUCAGGACAAACUGGACCAGUGGUUUUCAGACUGCUUGCCAGAGCCCUGAAGUUUCCUAGGGCUUGCCUCAGGAGUCCUUGGGGAGGUGAAGAGGGGGUGCUAAGCAGGCUGGGCUACAUGUCCUUAAACAGAAUAGCUCCCCUUGUAGCUGUCUUACAUAUCGGGGUUCAGGGUAAGAUUUUAUUUGCAUUAA
This is a messenger RNA of Zalophus californianus (California sea lion), 2728 nucleotides long. RefSeq names its product BCL2 like 2 (gene BCL2L2). Lineage: Eukaryota; Metazoa; Chordata; Mammalia; Carnivora; Otariidae. The record is from RefSeq and is a predicted model, not a curated record. The transcript is spliced from 4 exons. The coding region runs from base 224 to 805 and encodes 193 amino acids. Gene Ontology annotation, molecular function: protein heterodimerization activity; protein homodimerization activity. Gene Ontology annotation, cellular component: mitochondrial outer membrane. Gene Ontology annotation, biological process: extrinsic apoptotic signaling pathway in absence of ligand; intrinsic apoptotic signaling pathway in response to DNA damage; negative regulation of intrinsic apoptotic signaling pathway.